This is a messenger RNA of Pyricularia oryzae 70-15, 2578 nucleotides long. Its product is annotated as leucine Rich Repeat domain-containing protein. Bases 328 to 2124 code for a protein of 598 amino acids. The record is from RefSeq and is a predicted model, not a curated record. Lineage: Eukaryota; Fungi; Ascomycota; Sordariomycetes; Magnaporthales; Pyriculariaceae. The transcript is spliced from 2 exons.
GCUUUUUUUCACCACCCUCACACUUGUUUUUCCUUUCGUCUGAGCACCACCCUUCUGCGAAACAGGUAGGGACACAAUAGCUCGAACCAGGGACCGGGACCGGGCCCUCGUGCGUUCAGACUGUGGCAAUUAUCCAUCACCCCAAUUUUCCGCACCCAGGGAAGAAAAAAGAAAAGAAAAGUAACAGCAAGGUACUCUGCAGGGCUAGGGUGCUUGAUCAUUCAUCGGACCGAGCCUUGGCCAGUAGACGUACAUCGGAAGUCUCCAGUUACCAAGACCCUUGACUCUCAAGGUCCUCCUGACCUUCAGAGAAAAAAGUACAUAAUCAUGGCUGCCGACGGCUCGAGACGUUCCAGCCCUGAGCGGGCUGGAUCAUUCUCUUCCAUCAGAGAGAGCAGCUCAGACUUGGCCCAAACAUUUACACAUACCAAGGUCUCUUCGUACAUUGCAGACACAGACGAAGUUGCUGUUGAGGACGAAUCUCCCGAACCUGGUAACAUGGUCGACGUACAAUACUUCCCGGCGAUCUCCCAUCGCGAAAGCAACCUCAGUGGUAAUUGGUUCCCUGCCGACAGCUUCAAGGGCUGGAAGCAGAUCAACGUCAAGGGGAAACUUGCCAGUAAGAGCUUUGGUGAUCUACAGACUUUGGAUGGCGCAUGGAAUAAGGCUCCCCUAGUCCUGAAGAAGGAUGGCCCCAAGGCGAGAACCCCAGGCGAUGCUCCCAUCGAGAAGCUGCCCAUCGAGAUCCUGAACUCCAUCAUAGGCCUGCUUGUGCUAGACCUUCCUCCGAAUGGUGACAGGCGCAAUGUAGACUUGAUCUCGCUGCUGUUGACGUCCAAGACGCUUCAUACCGCAACCCUCAACUCACUGUACCACAAGAUCACCAUCCCUCACUCAAAAAUCUUUCACAAAUUCUUGACCCACGUCAAGGCACACCCCGCUCUCGGCACCAUGGUCCGUCGAAUCGACUUCUCUCACUUGAACCCGGAUCUCCUUUUCUCCACCGCCAGCGAGCGGUCGCAGGCUCAGUACUUGACCAAGGAUACUCUGUUGCAGUGUUUGGAGCUCACACCGCACCUCCAAGAGUUUUUAGCUCAGGACAAGGUAGAUGUCGAUCUCGAUGCUGCAGUCCUGCGCAAGCUAUUCUUUGGAUUGCCAAGGCUCCAGGCAGUUGACUUUUGCGGCUCAACCUCGACGUUUUUCACCAAUGAAUUUACAGAGGUGGCCAAGUCAGAGGAUUGGCCUGAGAGGCUACCGCAGCUGAAAAGAGUCUCUUUUCACAAGUGCGAGAGGCUACCGUCUUCUGUAUUCGAGGUUCUCUUGCCAAAACUGACGACAGUAACCCACCUCGACGUUGCUGGCACCCGCAUCACAAACGAUGCACUCGAUAGCAUCCCUCGCACAGCCAGCAUCACCCAUCUCAACCUAGCCAAAUGCAAAUUCUUGAAGGCUGACCGUGUCAUCAGCUUCUUGAAGGAGCAUCCGGCGGUCCAGGAGCUCCAAUUUUUGAGUGUUGGCACCGAUGCCAAAACGCACCAAUUGUUCGACGAGGAUUCUCUCUCAGAGCUGAUACCCAUAUUGCCCAAGACGCUCAAGUCAUUGAGUCUAAAGGGGAGCAGGAUGAACAAGACGCACCUCAAACUCCUUCUGCCACUGACCAAGUAUCUCGAGGAACUUGCACUUGGCCGCUCACUCAGGCUCAUGGACAUCCAACAGCUGUUCAUGCCCCCUGAGGAGGCCGAUUUGGAGGAACAGCUCGCGUGGGUGCCACAUACGAUCAAGUAUCUAGACCUCUCAGACAUGUGGGGCAACGAGGUUGAGAGCUCAGUCCUCUUCAACGACUCGCUUUUGCUUAAAACGGCAACAGAGCCCCUGGCCGUCAUUGAGUUUGAGGCCAAAGUAUUCAACCGAGUCAAGAACUCCAAGGGCGCGCUUACACGCUGGGGCUGGCGGACGAGUGAAAUCUCGGCCCGGUCGUGGCUUGUUCGUAUGAGCAGCGACGGUGACGACGGCUCAAGGAGCUGGAAAAUGGGCGCCAGAUACUGGGGCAUGCGCAAGAUCCCAGUAGCCGUCUCCGAGGUCGGCGGCAUCUACGGUUCGUUCAUGUUUGGACGCAACUUGUAGGGCCUUGUCGUAUCCUCCCCUAUGCGCCUUAAUAUUGCAUCAUUUCAGCGUUUUUACCAAAGCUGUCUUUUCUGGCUAGGCUCACGUUGGGCGUUGGUAUUUCGUGUUGCUUGCUCUUUUCUCUUUUCUCUCUCCUCUCCCUCUCCUGUCAUGAUUUUUUGAGUUUUUUUUUCUUUUCUUUUCUUUUUUCUUUUUUUUUUUUGCGUUUGUAUUGCAUCGUUUGGAGUUUGACGGGUAUGACUUUGCUAUAAAAUCACUAGAAAAAGUUCAUGGUGUAUGGGCAUUAUCGGAGCGGUAUUGACGGGGAAAUUAAAAUAUUGAUGUACGGUAACGAUGGAUUAGGCAUACGCCCAUAAUAUUUACAGGGCCAUUAUGAACAUGCGAGCAUUUGUUGAUUGCGAUAUGUUGUGUUGGUCCCGGUAGACAUGGCACAAUUAACUACGUUUGAUUGAUC